Molecule: messenger RNA, 1452 nt
Organism: Acanthamoeba castellanii str. Neff
Lineage: Eukaryota; Discosea; Longamoebia; Acanthamoebidae
Exons: 7
Coding region: 1-1452 (483 amino acids)
Source: RefSeq, a predicted model, not a curated record
AUGUCGGUCGCCGAUGCCAAUGCCGCAACAGAAUGCAACGAGGGUGGCGAACCAGUCCGGACCCUCCCCGCCCAGCUUUCCGGGUGGGUGCGGGAGGUGAUGGAGGAACCCGAUGCCGUCCGCCGACGUGACGCCCACGCACACUUGCUCUUCGCGCUGGCUACGAGCCAGCACGACGGUGCAGCAUAUGAACAGUUAUGGCCGCUCAUCGUCGGCACGCUCGUGCGCCAGGCAGAGGCACGAGAAGGGACGGACAAGACCGACAUCGAUGAGGGUGAGCGCAUCAGGCGGGAAUGCUUGCUCGCUGGGUUGCUCCGGUUUGGAUGCAUGGGUUCGGCCGAGUGCGAGCCCUCGCUCGACCACAUCUUGGCCAUCAUCGCGAGCGAGAAGACGCCGGAGGGGCUCAAGGCCGCGCUCUACGCCUUCCUCUGCGCCAACACCCGCGAGCGCCGCGUCUCCGAAUCUCCGGAGGAGAUGGUGUGCUUCCUCAUGAAGCGCAUUGUGCAGGAGAAGCGGCACGACACGGCGCGCGCCUGCGCCAUCCUAGCCCUCGACCGGUGGCUGGAUUGCCUGGACGACUACGAGAGCAAGGCCAAGUGGGCCCACGUGCGCGAAUUUUUGACGUGUGCCUGGGGCGCGCCGUGGGACCCUGCCCUCUACCCCGCCGAUUUCAGCGACGGUGAAGACGACAACGACGAUCAAGACGAACCCGUCUCCGAUGAGAAGGAGGCCGCCGAGAUGACUGUCGUCCAUCAACUCGAUAUGGGCGUCCUCAGCAAGGCCGCGCUGGCCCUGGUGGCCCUUCGGCGUCUGAGGAACGCGCCCGUGCAGGCCAUCGAGCACGCCCUCUCGGUGCUCGUUGACGAUUCCUCCGUCCGAGGGGCAUGGGCGUCUGUAGCUGUCCUGCGCGUGACUGCACCACGAGCAGAUGCAGGAAGCUGGCUGUUGACGUCCCACCGAAACACGGGGCCUGUCGCGGCCAUGGUGUCAGAGGAGUUCAUGGCGAGCGUGUACGACCAAGUGGAGGCCUACCGCGAGGCCAUGGAGCGGGCCAAUGCGUCCCGCCACGAGUGGGAGGACGAGCAGCCGACGGUCCCCUCGCUCAGGGCGCCGAAAGCCGUCCCGUUCAUCAAGGUCCUCCUCCAAACGCUGGUGUGGCUCGAGGCCCAGUGGGCGAAACAGCAGCUCAUGCCGCGCUUGCUCGAUCACCUCGCGCAAGCUGCCGCCAGCCCCACCGCCCCUCUGGGGGCGUUGGUGUCGUGCCUGCUGGCGCUCCUGGUGCCGGAGCCCCUGGCCGAGGGAACCGUGGUGCAGGAGCUCGACAAGUGCCUCGUGGGAGUGCUGCGCCAGCUGGCCUUCGAGCCUCGGUUUGACCGCAUGUGGUCGCUGCUCUCCCCUGUGUACGCUGCCUUGACCCGCAACCUACUGCACGCCGGUCUCCAGUCGCGCUGA